AUGGCACUAUCACGACUAAAAGAGCAGAUUGGGGUCCUGAGGGCAGGUCUAGGUGGGGUGGGAGCAGAGGCCAGGUCCCACCCGGGCUCUGGGGGGGGGGGGGGGGGGGGCAGUAUAAGAGCCCCUGUCCCUUCAGGCCACUUCCCUGAGCAGAGCUGGUGGAGGGGGAAAACACCUGUGGGACCCCAGACUCCUCAGCACAGCCCCCCGAAAACAAGCAAACGUCUGACGGCACCAAGUGCCGGAAGACAUGUCGAGCCGAGCGCCGACGUUCACACAGCCGCUACAGAGCGUCGUGGCACUAGAGGGAUCUCGUUCAGCGAAGGCCGCGCUGUUCUGAGCCUCAGCACCGUGAACGCCACGCACAGCGGACGCUACUCUGUCCGAGCCACCAAUGCCACAGGCCAGGCCACCUCCACUGCCGAGCUGCUGGUGACCGCUGAGACAGCGCCUCCGGUGUUUGUCCAGCGCCUCCAGAGCGCCACCGUGAGGACGGGCAGUGCGGUGCGCCUGGACGUCCGAGUUUCUGGGAUUCCCGCGCCGACAGUAAAGUUCUACAGAGAAGGAGCUGAGAUCCAGAGCUCCUCAGACUUCAAGAUAGUCCAGGACCAGGACUUGCACAGUCUGCUCCUGAGAGAGGCCUUUCCUGAGGACUCCGGCUCCUACUCAGCCACGGCCAGCAACACGACUGGCCGGGCCACCUGCACCGCCGAGCUGCUGGUGCAAGGCGAUGAAGCCAUUCCUGCAAAAAAGACAAAGACCGUGAUUACGACCGCAUCAAUCAGACAGACCAGAGUGGAGAAGAAGAUGGAGUCCUCGUUCCACAUGGAGGCAGUGAGUCUGACUCACAAAACUCCCCCAAGAGUUCCGCCCAAACCCACCUCCAAGUCUCCCCCCUCCGCUCCCUCCCCCGCCUUACUGGCCCCCCCCACGGGGAAGGGAGGGAGACAGCAGUCACCAUCACCGGUGAGGCACGUGAAAGCUCCUACCCCCACGCCUACCAGAGCGGCAGCAGGAGCUUCUGAUGUUCCCCCUCCCUGGAAGAAGACAGGACCCAUGACCGGGCAGCCCCAGCCCCAGCCUCAGCCUCAGCCUCAGCCUCCCAGACAGGUGGAGGAGGCUACACUUCCCACUGAUGAAGGAGUGGCUCCGCCCACAAUCAUCUUGGGCCUGGUGAACCAAACGGUUACCGAGGGCGAAGGCGUGUUGCUGCGUUGCCAGAUUGGUGGUACUCCUGCCCCGGUCGUCAUGUGGUUCAGGGAGGAUUUCAAGAUCCAGGACUCAGUCGACUUCCACAUGAGCUACGAGAACCAAGAGGCCCAGCUGGCCAUCAGAGAGGCCUUUGCAGAAGACAGCGGGCGAUUCACCUGCACAGCUACCAACCAGGCCGGGACCACUAGCACCUCCUGCUACCUCCUGGUGCAGGUGUCGGAGGAAAUGGAUACAAGAGAAGAAACUGAAGUAGAACCACAAACACAGACCAAUCUCACAGAACCAGAGGAACCAGAGGGUCCUCCAGAGGAACCCGUUGCAGAGAAGGACAUGACGAGCCCGGUCUUCAUCACCCGGCCGCAGGUGCAGCGGCUGGUGGAAGGGGGGAGUGUGGUGUUCACCGCGACCGUGCAAGGUCUGCCCCGGCCACAGGUCGAGUGGAAGAAGAACGGAGUGCUUAUCUCCACAGGAUACAGAUAUAAAGUCUCAUACAAACGAGAAACAGGCGAGUGCCGUCUGGAGAUUUCCAUGACCUUCGCCGAUGAUGCAGGAGAAUAUUCUCUGACCGUGAAGAACCAGAGAGGAGAAGUUACGGCCUCCACCAGCCUGCUGGAGGAAGAGGAAUAUGACGCUUACAUGAAGAAACAAGAAGAAGCAGCAAAACCAGUGACUCAACUAAGCCCCACCCCCGUCAGCAUGGAAGCGGCCGUCAUCACCGGACAGGAGUUCCAACUCUCCAUUAUGGAGAUCCGCUUCAUGCAGGAGGUUGAGGUGCGCCUCAUGACCUUCUCCUACAUUGAACUUGUGACCCAGGACGGGGAGCAGCCCGAGGCCCCAGGGGCCGGGGACCCAAGUCAACCCGCCUUUACCUCCACCAUCAAGAACUACCGCAUCAGAGCCGGCAUGGGAGCCACUUUCCACUGCCAGGCCCAAGGCAACCCCCGACCUAAGAUCACCUGGUACAGAGAUGGCCAGCGUCUGAGACCUUCGGAUCGGUACCAGAUGGAUGUUCUGGCCGAUGGCAGGGCGAGUCUCCGCCUCCCGGCCGUUACCCCUGACGACCAGGCCGUGUACUCCGCUCUGGCCUCCAACUCCUCCGGGAACGCUGUAUGCUCCGGGAAACUUUACAUCGAACUGGACUCACGGACCGGACCUAGCCAGACCGCCCUGCACAGGAUCAGCUCGGCCUCUCCCCGCGCCGUCAGCAUGUCCCCAGCCCGCUCCCCGUCCCGGUCGCCUUCGCGGUCGCCCGGACGGUCCCCAGCUCGCCGUUUGGAUGAGACUGACGAGGCGGCGCUGGAGCGACUCUACAAACCCGUGUUUGUGAUGAAGCCUGCCUCUGCGCGCUGCUCCGAGGGACAGACCGCCCGCUUCGACCUCAAGGUGGUGGGACGACCCAUGCCAGAGACCUACUGGUUCCACAACGGCCAGCAGGUGGUGAGUGACUACACACAUAAGAUUGUGGUGAAAGAAGACGGGACACAGUCGUUGAUCAUCGUCCCGGCGACGCCCCACGACUCGGGCGAAUGGACCGUGGUGGCACAGAACCGAGCAGGUCGCAACUCCCUCUCUGUCACCCUCACCGUGGAUGUGAAAGAGACCCUGGUGAGGCCACAGUUCACAGAAAAACUAAAGAACCUGAGUGUGAAGGAGGGAGCCGCAGUCCAGCUGUCGGCCCGAGCCACGGGGAACCCCCUCCCCGACAUUGUGUGGCUCAAGAACAGUGACAUCAUCACUGCACACAAGCACCCCAACAUCAGGGUGGAAGGCACCCGUGGUGAGGCUAAGUUCCAGAUCCCGUCGGCUGUGGGCACAGACAGUGCCUGGUACACUGCCACAGCCAUAAACAAAGCUGGUCGUGACACCACUCGUUGCAGAGUGAAUGUGGAGGUGGAGUAUGUGGAGCCUGAACCAGAGCGAAAACUCAUCAUCCCCAAAGGAACCUAUAAGAUCAAAGAUAUCGCUCCCCCGGAGGCGGAGCCUCUGCACCUGCGCUACGGCCAGGACCAAUGGGAAGAGGGCGAUCUGUACGACAAAGAGAAGCAGCAGAAGCCUCAGUUCAAGAAGAAGCUGACCUCUGUGCGCAUGAAGAAGGCUGGACCAGCUCAUUUCGAGUGUCGCCUCACCCCCAUCGGAGACCCCACCAUGACGGUGGAGUGGCUGCAUGACGGCAAGCCCCUUGCCGCCGCCAACCGUAUGAGGAUGGUCAACGAGUUUGGAUACAGCAGCCUGGACUACGAGGUGGCGUAUGCCAGAGACAGUGGAGUCAUCUCCUGCAGAGCCUCUAACAAGUUUGGUUCAGACCAAACUUCAGCCACUCUGAUCGUGAAGGAUGAGAAGGGUUUGGUGACGGAGUCGCAGCUGCCAGAGGGGCGGAAAGCUGCCCGUAUGGAGGAGAUGGAAAGAAUGGCCCAUGAGGGAGGCCCCUAUGGUGUGACCGCUGAGGAGACCACAGAGAGGACCAAGCCGGAGGUGGUCCUCCUGCCUGAGGACGUGGACGUGAUGGAGGGAGAGACAGCCCGAUUCAGUUGCCGGGUGACUGGGUUCCCAGCUCCUAAAGUGAACUGGUACCUGAACGGUCAGCUGAUCCGGAAGAGCAAACGCUACAGACUCAAGUACGACGGAAUUUAUUAUUUAGAGAUCAUCGAAGUGAAGCCUUACGACGCUGGAGAGGUCAAGGUGGUAGCAGACAAUAACAUGGGCACAGUGGAGCAUGUGGUGAAGCUGCAGAUCCAUCACAAAGAGGACUUCAGAGGACAUCUGAAACGCGCCGAGGGCAAAGCCGAAGCCGCGGCCGCAGAACCGGGCCGAGUGCCGUUCGAUGUGGUUAAGUCCGACAUCCCCGGGGAGGAGGGUCUGAAAGAGGUGGUGAUGCUGAGGAAAGCACAGAGGAUCGUCCGCGAGAAGGAGGUGGAAGAGACCGAGGAGCUGAGGAGCAAGUUCAAACGCAGGACUGAAGAGGGCUACUACGAAUCCAUCAGUGGUGUUGAGCUGAAGAGCCGUAAGAGGGACGAUAGUUAUGAAGACCUGCUGAAGAAGACCAAGGAGGAGCUGAUGCACCGCAAAAACGAGAAGGAGGAGGCUGAGAGGAAGGAGGCAGAACGUCAGAAGCUGAAGGCCAAAGCGGCGAAGCCGGAGCGGAUAAAGCUGUCCGCCAGUAUGGAGGCCCCUAAGAUCGUGGAGAGGAUCAGCAGUCAGACAGUGCCCCAGGGACAGGAGGUCCGCUUCAGGGUCCGUGUGGUGGGGCGACCUGAACCCCAGUGCCAGUGGUUCAAGAACGGAGUCCAGCUGGAGAAGACGGACCGCGUGAGUUGGUUCUGGCCUGAGGACCAUGUGUGCGAGCUGGUCAUCAAAGACGUGAGAGCAGAAGACUCAGCAUCAGUCAUGGUGAAGGCCGUCAGUAAAGCUGGGGAGACCUCCGGCCACGCCUUCCUGCUGGUGCAAGCCAAACAGGUGAUCUCAUUCACGCAGCAGCUGGUGGAUGUGAACUCCAGAGAGAAGGACACUAUGGCCACAUUUGAGUGUGAGACCAACGAGCCGUUUGUGAAGGUGAAGUGGCUGAAGAACCAGGAGCAGGUCUUCUCUGGAGACAAGUACCGUAUGCACUCGGACCGAAAAGUCCACUUCCUGUCUGUCCUGACCAUCGGCAUGAAGGAUGAGGACGACUACUCCUGUGUCCUGAUGGAGGACGACUCCGUGAGGACCACCGCCAAGCUUUUCGUCGAAGGAGAGCCGCUGCAGAUGCUGAAGCGCCUGGAGGGCACAGAGGUCCCUGAGAACUACAGCGCAGAGUUUGAGUGUGUGAUUUCUCGAGAGGACGCAGACGGGGCCUGGUUCUUCGGAGAAAAACCUCUGAGUCCCAGCUCCAAGUACGUGAUCAUGUCCAGGAGAGGGCGCCACUCACUCUCUGUCAAAGACGUCAAGAAGGAAGACCAGGGGAAGUACACCUUUAAAGUGGGAGAGUUCACCACCAGCGCCUCCCUCAAGAUGAAACUGCGUCCUGUGACCCUCAUGUCCCCCGUCUCGGACGUCACCGUGUGCGAGGGCGACAUUGCGCAGAUGGAAGUUCGGUUUUCACAGGAGAACGUGGAGGGGGUGUGGCUAAAGAACGGAGAGCCAAUCACAGCGUCCGGCCGCGUCCACAUGGUCAUCGACAAAACGGUUCACAAACUGCUGAUCGAGGACACGACCAAGAGCGACCAGGCUACCUACGCUUUCAACGUCCCAUCACACGACAUCACCAGCAAGGCCAAGCUCAGCGUGCAGACUAUCGGCAUGCUGAUCCCACUGAAGGACUUGUCGGUCGUGGAGGGAACCAAAUGUGUCCUGGAGGCAAAGAUCUCGGCUCAGGACGUCAGCUCGGUCAAAUGGUUCCACAAUGAGGUCCAGAUCUCAGGCUCCGACCGAAUCCAGACCGUGGCCAAAGGAGCCAAACAGAGACUGGUCCUAAACCGGACCUUCGAGUCCGACCAGGGCAAGUACAGGCUGGUCGUAGGCCGGGCUGAGUGCUCCUGCAGCCUCAGCGUACAACCGGUCCAGAUCAUGUCCCCCAUGAAGAACAAGGAGUGCUCUGAGUCGGAGAACGUGUGUUUCGAGGUGGAAGUGUCUCACGCCGGGAUUGACGCCUACUGGACGUUUAAGGGAACUGCGCUCAAAGCCGGCCCCAAAUACAAGAUGGAGUCCAAGAAGAAAGUCCACUGUCUGACCGUCCUCAACGCCAUGAAGGACGAGGAGGGACAGUACAGCUUCUCAGCAGGCGAGAAGAGCUGCUCGGCUAUGCUAACGGUUUCAGGUGGUGCUAUAAAGAAGCCUCUGAGGGACCUGGUGGUGGCGGACUCCCAGACCUCGGUGCUGGAGUGUGAGGUGGCGAACCCCGCGUCCGAGGGCCAGUGGUUCAAAGACGGUCAACCAGUCGACUUCAGCGACAACGUCCAGAGUCAAACAAAAGGAGCUGUCCGCAAACUCAUCAUCUCCAUCACCAAGGCAACCGACAUCGGAGAGUACUGCUACCAGGUCGCCACGUCCAAGACCGCGGCCACGCUGCGAGUGGAAGCGGUGAAGGUGAAGAAGACUCUCAGGAACCUGAGCGUGGUUCAGACCCAGGACGCAGUCUUCAGUUUGGAGCUGACUCACGAAGACGUCAGAGGAGCUCAAUGGAUCAAGAAUGGCGUGGAGCUCACCCCCGGCGACAAGUACCAUCUCAGCAUCGAGGGAGCCGUCCACACCCUCACCAUCCGCAACUGCACCACCCAGGACGAGUCCGUGUACUCCUUCAAACUGGGAAAGUUGUCUGCCAACGCCCGCCUCAACGUGGAGACCAUCCGCAUCCUGAAGAAGCCCAAAGACGUGACCUCCCUGCUGGGGGGGACUGCGGUCUUCGAGCUGGGGCUGUCUGAGGACGACAUCCCGGUGAAAUGGCUGUUCAACAAAACAGAGAUCAAGUCCAGCGAGUCGUUCAGGAUCAUGACCGACAAGAAGACCCACAAGCUGACCGUGCAGGACGUGGACACGAGCAAAGAGGGGGAGUACACCGCUGUGGCCGGGCAUCUGCAGGCGAGCGCCAGGCUGACCGUGGAGUCCCUGCGGGUCACUCGUCCUCCCAAGUCGGUGCAGGUCUUUGAGACCCAGUCUGCGGUCCUGGAGGUGGAGGUCUCCCAUCUGAACGUGGCCUCGGUCUGGAAGAGGAACGGGUCGGAGCUGGAGAUCAGUGAGAAGUUCCGGAUCAGCUCCAGCGGGAAAACCCACAGCCUGAGGAUCAUGAACGCCGUCCGAGCCGACCAGGGAGAGUACAGCUUUGUGUGCGGAGGAGGCAGUGUCAGCGCCACGGUGUCUGUGCAAGCCGUGGAGGUCACCCAGCCCCUCAGCGACAUACACGCUCAGGCCAAAGACAGCGUGACGAUGGAGGUGGCGGUGAACGUGGAGAACGUGGCGUACUCGUGGCUGAAGAACGGCGUGGAGAUCCGCUCCACGGACCGCUGCCAGGUCCGCUGCAAACAGCUCCUGCACACCCUCAGCAUCCGCAACGUGCACUUUGGAGACAACGCCGAGUACACCUUCUGUGCCGGGUCAGCCAGGAGCAGCGCCAAGCUCCACGUGGAGGCUCGUGUGGUGGAGUUCACGAAACCGCUGAAGGAUUUGAAAAUCACAGAAAAGAAACGAGCAACAUUCGAGUGUGAAGUCAACGAACCAAACAUUCAGGUCAUGUGGAUGAAGGACGGACAGGAGCUGGAGGUGUCCGACAGGUAUAAGAUGAGCUCAGACCGCCUGGUGCACCGUCUGGUCGUGCCCUCGGUCAGACUCUCAGACUCUGGAGAAUACACUGCAGUCGCUGGAGCCAGUCUGAGUAAAGCUCAGCUGAACGUGGAAGGACGGGACGUGAAGAUCUCUGAGCCCCGGAGCAGUGAAGUGACGGUGGUGGAGAAGCAGAGGGCGACCUUUGAACUGGAGGUGUCUGAGGACGAGGUGGAAGGUCGCUGGGCGAGGAACGGCGUCCUGAUCAACUUUGCGACAGAAGAACGUUUCAGUUACGUCACCAUCCGCAGACUGCACCGCCUGACCAUCAGCGAGACGUACCGCAGCGACGCCGGAGUCUACACCUUCUACGCCGGACGCAACAGCCGCGAGCUGCAGCUGCAAGUCAGGCUGCCUGAGCCUCCUCAGAUCCUGCGUCACAUGACCCCUCUGGACGUCACGGUGGGGAAGCCGAUCCGCUUCUCGGUGCAGGUGUCUGGUCUGCCGCCGCCGCAGGUCGCAUGGUUCAGAGAAGGAUGUUCUUUGGAAGUUUCCAACAAAGUCAAGUUCAUGCACGACGCAGACGAACACACUCUGCUGCUGCUGGACGUGACCCCGGAAGACAGCGGCAUCUACAGCGCAGAGGCCACAAACGAGUCCGGAGAGGUCUCUAGCACCGCCAUGCUGAACGUGACAGUACCGAUCCAGGCCGAGGUGUCCCGUGUGUCUCCUCCUUCUCUCCUGGUUCCUCUCAGAGACGUCCUGGUGGCAGAAGGAAGAACUGCAAACUUCCAGUGCGCCGCGUUUGGAGACGACCUCUCUGUCUCCUGGUUCCUGGAUGCCCGGGAGCUGCAGGAGACCUCAGAUGUCCACAUGUCUCGCUCUGGAGAGACGUUCUACCUGAGUUUGUCCAAAGUGAAGCUGGAGCACGAGGGCGAGUUCUCCUGCGUGAUCUCCAACCCUGCUGGGGUCGUGACCUCCGCCGCCACGCUCAACAUCGAUGUCCCUCGUGUCUCGUCUGGGAUUCAGUCUGGAUCUUUUGACUUGUCCCAGACUCAGAGCUGUGGUUCCCUCUCUGUGGAGCGCUCUGAGCAGACUCACUCCUCCUCUGUGACGUCUGCAGCCUCUGAGAGCAAAGUCCAGCAAACCAGGGACUUUCAAAGCUUUAUCCAAGGAACCAGGGACCUGCCGAGCACAGUCCCUCAGGGCUUCCCCCAGGUGUCCAUAGACUUCCAGAGCUCUUAUGAAGUCACUCAGAGCUGCAGUUCCUUCUCUGUGGAACGCACUGAGCAGACGUCUGAAGCCUCUCACCAGACUAGUAUCUUUCAAAGCUCUUUCCGUGAAGCCACGGACCUCCAGAGCUCCUCCACAGACCUCCAGAGCUCCUCCACAGACCUCCAGAGCUCCUCCACAGACCUCCAGAGCUCCUCCACAGACCUCCAGAGCUCUUCCACAGACCUCCAGAGCUCCUCCACAGACCUCCAGAGCUUCUCCACAGACCUCCAGAGCUCCUCCACAAACCUCCAGAGCUCGUCCCGUGAGUCCUUCUCUUCAGGACUGGUCGUGUCUUCCAGCGAUGCUCCUCAGCUGGUCCAGGAGCUCCAGGAUGUGUGUGUGAGCGAGGGAGACGAGGCCCGGUUCCUCUGCUCGUUCCUGGGCGUGGACUCUUUCCACUGGGACCAUAACGGAGUGGACGUGGCCUCAGAUGGCGAUCGGGUCCACAGCUUCAGGACAGGUCCCAGUCUGGGUCUGGUCAUCGUCACAGUGAGGCGUGAGGACCAGGGCGAGUACCGGGUCACAGCAGCCAACGCCAACGGCAGCAGCUCCGCCUCAGCAAGACUCACACUGCAAGUUUCCAUCAGUCCCCAUCAGUCCCAUCAGAACUUUGUCCAGACAAAACUGUUACCAUCCUUCACUGUCUGCCCCCUAGUGUCUGAACUGUGUCACUGUCUGAGCUCCCCACUAUCUGCUCUGGUGGUAGCUUUUGAAACCCCCAUUUCUGCAGACUCAGUCCCCCAAAGUCUCCCUGCCUCAGCCAGUGCUCAGCGGGGACCUCCCCCAGAGCCCAAACCCGAGCCGGAGCCCGAGUCCAAGCUGCUCUGGAACCUUGAGCCGGUCUGGAGCCUGGAGCAGGGCCUGAGCUCCUGUCUCUUCUUCCCCGGCCUGGAGGAUGACCUGUGGGCAGACCUGUGGGCAGGCCCGGUGAUGCCCGUGCCCUCAGAGCUGCUGAGGCACAAAGGCUUCUCGAAACGAACCGCAGUAAUGCUCUGGCUCCACAACCAGCUCAACAGAGAGCACAUGCUCAGUGUGACCAAAGCCCAGAGCUCGGGGCCCCAAGUGAUCUCCGACAGGCCAGACCCUCGGCCCAAACCCAAGCGCCUCAGCUCUACAUUAGACCGAAAGCGUGAGAAGCCGAGUUUCCUCUCCGCAUUGUCGCGCCGUGUCUCCGCGCUCGCUGGUGAAACUGUCACCUUUACGGUGCGCGCCUCAGGUUUCCCCAAACCCACUGCGCAGUGGUGCCACGACCACAGCAGCAUCAGCGCGUCCUCAGUGUUCGAUCUGAUCCACGACAAAGAGGAGUUCAGUCUGGUGAUCCGCCACAGCCGCCCUGAGCACAGCGGCCAGUACUCCUGUACGCUCAGCAACCGCUUCGGUCAGGCGUCCUGCACUGCACACUUAGACAUACAGGGGGCAGCGCCCGCCUUCCUUAGCACGCCUCAGAACACACAGGUGUCUGAAGGCGCCGAGGUCGUGUUCGCCUUUGUGGUGUCAGGAAACCCCCUCCCAGACGUCAGCUGGUUCAGGGGGAACGUGCUGCUGCAGCCGAGCGCGCUGCGUCUGAGCGUCACCAAAGCAGACGGCAGCGGCUUCCUGCGGCUGCAGUGUGUGGCGGCGGAGGACAGCGGUGCGUACGUGUGCAGAGCCGCUAACGCGUACGGCGAGGCGUCCUGCUGUGCAGAGCUGCUGGUGCUGCUGAAGAGAAGCUCCGGUCUGAAGAUCUCGCUCUCGAGUCAAACACGAUCCAACGAACGCUCCGACCACAUGAUCUACACCAUCAGCACAGAGGAGCGGCAGGUGGUGCAGAGCGAGGAGGUGCAGACGCUGGGCGCUCUGGACUUGUUAGCCGCGACGCUACACAAAGAAACACUACCGCAACACGCCGCAGUCCUGCAGUGUCUGUGCGUGCAAGAGCGAGUUUCUACUAGCGCGCCCAGACUACACACAUUCACCGCGGCGCCGGGGACACAGCUGCGCACAAGUGCCUCUGUCUGCUCCGUCCAGGAGCAGCAGCAGAUCACAGAGCAGCACUCGGAGCGUAUCCUGAGCCCAGAGAUAACAGAGGGGAGCGUCAUAAAGGAGGAGAAGACCAGCCUUCAGUCGGCCCUUUCUGAAGACCUGGUGCAGCUGGCACAGCCACAGCCAAUUAGAGAAGAGCUCCAGCAGAACACCGCAAUGACCACAGAGCGGCGUCACACGGUGAGCGGGACACUGGUGCAGACCGCAUUACUGAUCCCAGACCAGAGUGUGGAGACUCUACAGCGCCCCCAGGAGGAGACCAGCUUCACUGUCACAGAGGGAGUGAAGCUCUUGUACUCGGCUCAGUCCUCAGAGCAGAUGCAGCUGUCGCACAGUCACACGGCGCCGAUGGACGACGCACAGACGCCUCUGACGCCGCAAAUCCAGACGGAGAAGACGAAAGCUGUGCUUGCACCACUGAGCCACACUCACACCGCACUCUUCAAAGAGGAACCAUUCACAAUAUUCAAACCACAUCAAGAGAAAGCAGCUCUUGCCUCAGAUCUACACUUGAAAUCUGCUGCUAACAUAGAAGAGAGGUGUGACCUCCAGGCGGAGCAGCAGGGAGCGCUGCAGAGCCUGCAGACAGCAGUGAGGCUGGAGGUUCAGCGCGAGGAGGAGCAGCUGCUGAAGCUACAGGUAAGUGCAGAACGACACAUGUAUGAAGCCGAAGGCAGAUUCAGCGCAAAGACACCGCAGCAGCAGCAGGCGCGCACCAGGAGCAGCCCUGUGCUCUUACACACAGUCACACACGACGAGCAGAGCACUCUCCAGUGCGACACGUCACAGGAAGUCACAGAGAAGGCCGACACAGAGGCGCUGCAGGUGCAGAAGGAGGAGCGGCCGCAGCAGUACGUGCAGUGUGUGAGCUCUGCCGCCGUCUUCCCCAAAGAAGGCCUCUUACAGGAGCCCACAGCCCAGGGGGAGACGGCUGCACACAGACUGGAGCGUGCUCGGAAGAACGCAGCGGUUUCUGAAGAACGACUCAUGUUAACGGCGGAGCGCGAGGGUGAGCUGACGGCCGCGGCCUCACAAGUCUCAGCUGCAGCUCACAUAGAAGCCCGAGCGCUAGCUGUGCUCCCUGUGUGCUCCAGCGCCAAGCCGCUGUCCAAAGAAACACCUUUCAGGGGCAUUACCAAACCACAGCGUGCGCUGGUGCAGAAGGAGGAGCUCUGGAACGUCCUGCAGCCGCUGAGCGUGACAGAGACGCAGGCUUUAGAGGAAGGCCACACAGAGCGCAUCAGCACAGACGCAGAGGUGAAGCCAGUCCUCAGAACAGAGCCGAACAUCCACAAACACAUGGUCUUUGUGGAAGAGAAAGCUGUGGCCACAGAGAGCUGCGCAGCAUUAGAAGCAGCGGAGCAGGAUUGUGCCUUUAGAAUCCAGGAGGGACAAGAGCUGAGGCGCUCUGUGGUGUCAGAGCAGCGACAGGUCCUUGUCGGAGAGACGUCAGAGGAGAUCCGCGUGUCUGUGGCUCAAACCGUGAGCGCACUGCAGCAGAAGAGAGAGCUCCUUUUUGUGCCCGAGACUCGAGACUCGCCAGCGCUGCCCAAAGAGCUGCAUUUCCAUGUGCAGGUGCCCCAAGCGAGCAGCGGGAACCUGAAGCGACAGGUCAGGGACGCGCUGCGCUCUGCUGUGGCGCAGGAGCAGCGCGUCCUGUUUGCAGACGUCCUAAACCAGAUCAAACCCACCGCGAUACAGGAAGUGCGCAUUACCAAGCAGCCCAAGCACGCGGCGCUGUCAUACCUCAUCACCACUCCAGGAAACCCCAUCGAGAUCAUGCUCACUCUAGACGGUCAUUACCCACAACAGGCCGAGCUGAAGGCCGAACUGCAGGUGGCACUGCACGCUCUCCUGUGCCGCGAUCAGCAAAGUUUAACCGCAGAAGAACCGUGUCCAGCUGCCGCUGAGAACAAACCACAAACAGCCAACGUCAGCGCGCAGACGAGUCCCACACAGGUGCAGUCGACUGUAGUGAGCGAGCUGACGGUCGGGGAGAGUGCAGUGACGUUAGCGCGCACACAUGUGGCUAAAGCAGGGCUCAGAACAGAGACAGAGGUGAUGUUUCAAACCGCAAAGGAAGCAGAAAGACCGAUGCAGGCGUUAGAGCCGCGUGACAGUGAGGCGUUCCUCUCUCAGGCCGUGAUGAUCGGUGAAACGCUCGAGCCACAGACAGACUCCCCGGUGAUCGUAGAGUCACAGACAGACUCCCCGGUGAUCGUAGAGUCACAGACAGACUCCCCGGUGAUCGUAGAGUCACAGACAGACUCCCCGGUGAUCGUAGAGUCACAGACAGACUCCCUGGUGAUCGUAGAGUCACAGACAGACUCCCCGGUGAUCGUAGAGUCACAGACAGACUCCCCGGUGAUCGUAGAGUCACAGACAGACUCCCCGGUGAUCGUAGAGUCACAGACAGACUCCCCGGUGAUCGUAGAGUCACAGACAGACUCCCCGGUGAUCGUAGAGUCACAGACAGACUCCCCGGUGAUCGUAGAGUCACAGACAGACUCCUCGGUGAUCGUAGAGUCACAGACAGACUCCCCGGUGAUCGUAGAGUCACAGACAGACUCCCCGGUGAUCGUAGAGUCACAGACAGACUCCCCGGUGAUCGUAGAGUCACAGACAGACUCCCCGGUGAUCGUAGAGUCACAGACAGACUCCCGACAGGACUCCUCGGUGAUCGUAGAGUCACAGACAGACUCCUCGGUGAUCGUAGAGUCACAGACAGACUCCCUGCUGAUCGUAGAGUCACAGACAGACUCCUCGGUGAUUGUAGAGUCACAGACAGACUCCCCAGUGGUGGUAGAGCCGCUGCGUGACGUGUGCGCAGAGGAACACGGCGCCGCGGUGUUCCAGUGCACGGUCAGGAAUGUAACUGAGGCCGUGUGGUUUGUGGACGGGCCUGUGGUGACGCCGGGCCGAGGGCUGCGCAGCGACAGAGACAAAGACACGUUCAGGUUGGAGAUCCUGAACGUGAACAAACGCAGCAGAGACGUGAUGAUGGAGGCGCGUAGCCGCAGCGGCGCCGUGCAGAUGCGGGCGCGGCUCAGCGUGACGUCGACAGUGGAAAUAAACCUGGGGAACUCUGCCAAGUUUGAGUGUGAGACAGAGGCCGCCCCCAAUGUAAACUUCCGCUGGUUCAAAGGCGGGAAGCAGCUGAAGGAGAGCGAGCGUCUGCGCAUUCUCAGCCGUGUCACCUCCUCCUCCCUGGAGGUGCUCUGUGCCGCCAAAGAGGACGCCGGCGAGUACACCUGCAAGGCGUCCAAUCAGCACGGAGCUGAUGAGUGCGCCGCAGAGCUGAGUAUCACAGAGGAGAGUGCCCCCUAUGGGACUAAACCACACAGUUCCCAAGUGGAGCAGACUGUGGUGGAGGUGCCCAGGUUUCUACAGCCUCUUGGGGGCACUGUAUUGGCAGCGGUGGGGUCUCCGCUCUCCCUGCAGUGUGUGGUGAAUGAGGACAGAGGCCUCAGUGUGGUCUGGACCAGAGACUCACGUAGAGUGCACCAGUCUCCGGACUGUAAACUGUCCUUUGAGAGGAAGACGGUCUCCCUGACCGUCCUAAAAAGCUCCAUGAAGGACUGUGGAGAAUACACAUGUACAGUGAGCAACGAGGCGGGCAGCGCCUUGUGCUGCUGCCAGGUCAAAGUGCAAGAGCCCCCAGUGUUCGUCAAACGCUUGGAGAGCGCCACCUUGUGGAAGCAGGGUGCCACUGCUCGGCUGCAGUGCUGUGUCAGCGGCUCCCCCGAACUGAGAGUUCUGUGGUUCUGUAACGACACAGAGAUCAAAGCUGACCACAGAACCUCCAUGAGCUUUAAAGACGGUGUAGGCUCUCUGCAGCUGCAGCAGGUGGCGCUGUCUGACAGUGGAACAUACAGCUGCGAAGUGCAGAACGACAGCGGCUCCGAGCUGUGCAGCACCAGGGUCUCCGUCAAAGAGCCCCCAGCCUUCCUGGCCCCUCCGCAGCCUGUGGAUGCGGUCCGUGGUGCUGUGGCCCGGUUGGACUGCUCCCUCUCUGGGUCUCCUCCCUUUGACGUGUCCUGGAGGAAGGACAAGAAACGGCUGGUGUCAGAUCAGAAGGUCCACAUCGUGAGUGUGGGCGCUCACUCGUCUCUGGAGAUCCGCAGCUUCGAGAGCGCGGACUCCGGAGACUACGAGUGUGUGGUGACCAACGAGGUGGGCUCCGUGUCCGGCUCGGCCAGUGUGCGCCAGAAAGAAGCCCCUAUGUUCUCUAAGCGCCUGGAGAGUGUUACCGUGGUGAUGGGGGAGGCGGCUAAGCUUCAGGCUGUGGUCAAAGGCACCGCCCCCUUCACGGUUCAAUGGCUGAAAGACUCGGAGCUGCUGCGCGACGACGACCCGGACGUGACCAUGAGCUUCAACAACAAUACAGCCUCCAUUUUGUUUUCCCGCACCGAGCUGAAGCACGCCGGCAAAUACAGCUGCGUGGUGCAGAACGAGGCGGGUCAGGCCAAGGGCGAGGCACAGCUGACCGUGCAAGAGCCGGCUCGUGUGCUGGACAAAGCCGCGUCCAUCAGUGUAACCGCGGGCGACACGUGCACGCUGCAGUGCACGGUGAGCGGCAGCCCCGAGCUCCACACACAGUGGUUUAAAGACGAGAAAGAGCUGCAACAGAGCCGUAAAUAUAAGCCCAGUGUCCGCGGACAAAUGGCUCUGCUCAAAGUCCUGUCCACAGAGACUGCCGACUCUGGAGAGUACCGGCUGGAGGUCUGGAACCAGGUCGGGAAGGACCAGAGCAGCUGCAGCCUGUCUGUCAGCGACCGUGCAGUACCUCCCUCUUUCACGAAGCCACUGCAGCGCGUGGCUGCGCCUGUAGGUGGCGCUGCGGUGAUGGAGUGCCGUGUGGCUGGGUCUCAGCCGCUGACUGUCACAUGGCUCAGAGACGGAGCUGAGGUCACGACACAUGACCGCGUCUGUGUGGAGUUCAGUGAUAACACCGCCUCACUCACCAUCAAAGGGUUAAACAUGACAGACGCUGGAGAGGUCGUCUGUAAGGUCACCAACCAGGCAGGAACCGAGGAGAGCCGGGGCCAGCUCUGCGUCACAGAGCCUCCCGUGUUCUCGCUGACCCCUCCUCCUCAGCUCAGCCCGAGGCCAGGCUCAGAUGUGGUCUUGAGGGCAGAGUUCUGUGGCUCCUGCCCCCUGGUUGUCAAGUGGUUCAGGGAGCAGAGAGAGGUUUUCUCUGGGCCCAAAGCCCUGAUCAAAAGAGACCAGUCCUGGUCCAGUUUAGAGCUUCACAACGUGAGGCCCGCGGACACUGCCUCUUACACCUGUCAGGUGUCCAACGAGGGCGGCAAGAGCCUGUGCAGCUGUGCCCUCAGCGUGCAAGAAUGCCCUCGCUUUUCUCUCAAACUGGACCCAGAGCGCUUGGUCCAGGCCGGUACUGGCCUCACUCUGUCCUGUAAAAUCCAGGGCUCUGUUUCUACAAUAACCUGGUUCAAGGAUGGGUCAGAGUUAGUCCCGGAUCAAAACCGGACUACGAGCUUCGAUGGGACUUUGGCAUCUCUGACCGUAGAGUGCUGUGAGGAGGGAGACUCUGGGCUUUAUGAGUGUGAAGCCAACAAUGAGAGUGGAGCGGACCGCAGCAGCUGCAACCUGUGUGUGCAAGCGCCCCCUGUCUUCACCCACCCCUUCAGUCCGGUCGAGGCCUCCUCUGGGUCUGUGCUGGACCUUGAGGCUCGGGUCUCGGGCACUGAACCUUUUGAACUGAGUUUCUUUGUGAAUGAGAAGCUGCAGCGCGCAGACAAACGCCGCACACUCACAGUGCGCGAUGGCACAGUGCGUCUGCGCGUCUGCGACUGCACUUGCACAGACAGUGGUGCAUACCGAGUGCAGCUGACCAAUCAGGUCGGAGAGGCCAGCUGUGAGAGUCAUGUGACCAUCUCAGACCCCCCAGUCUUCGAGGAUUACCCCCAGGAUGUGAGCUCUGCAUUGGGCUCGGACCUUAGCCUCAGGGUCUCGGUCUCUGGGUCUUUGCCGCUGUCCUUCAUUUGGACCAAAGAUGGCGCUGAGCUCACGGACAGCGGCCAUUUUAAGAGCAGUGUGGACAGCAGGUGUGCGGUGCUGAGUGUGCGGGACGCGCAGGUCGCACACACGGGAACAUACGUGUGCGAGGCGCGGAACCGCAGCGGCGUGAGCAGAGCCGAGAUGCAGCUCCACGUGACAGCGCCCCCUGUCUUCAGGCAGAAGAUGGCGGCCUGUAUGUAUGUGAAACAGCGUGAGGGGGUCAGGUUUGAGUGCGCGCUGCGGUGUGGGCGCGGUGUGUCCGUACGCUGGUUUAAAGACGCUGCGCCGGUGUCAGACGGAGGGAACUGCCGUGUGGCGCUGCUGGACGCCACGGCAUUUCUGCAACUGAAGACCACGACCCUCCAGGACGCCGGGGUCUACACCUGCGAGGUCACCAACCGAGCGGGCCUGACCAAGUGCAGCUGCACACUCUAUGUGCAAGGUCAGGGCCAGUCUGGGGGGGCGAUUGAGGGGGAGCCUGUAGAGUCAGCUCUAAUCCUCACAGAGCCUGUAGAGUCAGCUCUAAUCCUCACAGAGCCUGUAGAGUCAGCUCUAAGCCUCACAGAGCCUGUAGAGUCAGCUCUAAGCCUCACAGAGCCUGUAGAGUCAGCUCUAAUCCUCACAGAGCCUGUAGAGUCAGCUCUAAUCCUCACAGAGCCUGUAGAGUCAGCUCUAAUCCUCACAGAGCCUGUAGAUCUCCACGGGGUCAGUCCACUCUACAGUCUGUGGUGCAGUUGA
Molecule: messenger RNA, 17499 nt
Organism: Knipowitschia caucasica
Lineage: Eukaryota; Metazoa; Chordata; Actinopteri; Gobiiformes; Gobiidae
Source: the annotation of a GenBank genome assembly